Molecule: messenger RNA, 8694 nt
Organism: Monomorium pharaonis (pharaoh ant)
Lineage: Eukaryota; Metazoa; Arthropoda; Insecta; Hymenoptera; Formicidae
Product: TSC22 domain family protein 1
Exons: 8
Coding region: 3343-4635 (430 amino acids)
Source: RefSeq, a predicted model, not a curated record
UUUUUAUUAUUUUAAAUCUAUUUUAGAUUUAAACCAAGGAUUUAUUCUAAAAGUCAAACUAGUUUCUUCUUGUUGAAGAAAAGAGAAAUAAAACGUUGCUGAAUUACGUGUCGUAAGCUCGAGGUAUAAAAAGUGAAAUUCUUUCGACGUCAUUAAUAUUAAGAUAUCUCGAACUUUUCUAUGUUUCGACGACGUUGCGAUUAAUUUCUUCUCGGAAACCGUAUCAAGACCUAUUGUUUUCAAUCGGUUUUACCGAGCGAUAGAUUUACCACCAGUAUUUCUUUGAAAUUUUACUCGGUAUACCGUUUGAUUUCGAGUGUGAAAGUUUUUUUUUUCAUCGCUGUAGAAAUAAGAGUGAGUUGUGUGCCUCGGCGUCGCGACUGAAACUUUUUCUUUUUCUCAAAAUGUCAAUUCUCAAGUAGCCAAUCUGCUUGCCUCUCCUAUUUCUUUUACCCCUUCCUACUGUUUCCAACGCCAAGGUCGCCAAGCGACUCAGUUCUAUCGCGAUGACACGGACGGAAGGUCGUGUUCUUUACGCUCCGCGGUCGCGCGUCUUUCCGUUCGUCGAGAGCAAACGUCGCGAACGAACGAGUGUCCGGGGUGCCGAGUCGAGGAACGAGCGGUCAUCUCGGUCCUGUCUAUUAAGAACUUUGUGCCAUAUUUGAGAGACGACUACGAGAAACGUCGUAUGUGAAACAUAUCGCGAUCUAUCGCGUUCAGCGUAUCGUGUUUCGAUUCGCGAAGUCCGUCGCUUGUCCGAACGCUCUUUGUUUCUUCAACAUGAUAAAGAGGUUAAGGGAAAUUUGCAAAGUGGUCGAAUCUCACUCGCGUUUACGUCACGGCCGUUCUCUUUCCUCGAAAAAUCCAUCCUGCACCGAAAUAGUCGGCGAACCGUGUUACUCUUCAAGUUUUCGAUAAAUACCUUGGUUCCGUUGGGAAGACGUGUUAUUUAUUGCGUGAUUUCGCAUUUUUCCAACCGUCGGAAGCGGGAAUAUCGCGAGCAACUGCCGAGCGUCUUGAUAUGUUGGUUAUUCCGCGCAAGGCCAAGGUAUGAAAAAUGCAGCAACGUCGUGUGUGAAAUACAUGGAGUAUCGAAUAUCGUGACAUGCGUUGCGUUUCAGUUCGUAGCAUCCGUCCAUCACUUGUCCGAAAGUGAUUUCGAUACAAAAGUUAAUCGAGAUCUUAUUAAAAGCACUGCUCGCGAACCGCACUGGCGCUUACGUCGCGAUUUUCUCGAAAAGUGCACUCGCCCUGAAAGUGGACUCGUCCCGAGGUGGCCAGCGAGCCGUUUUCGCUAGAAAAGUAGACUCGCCCCGAAGUGGGCAGUAAGCCGUUUUCUCUCGAAAAGUGCACUCGCCCCGAGCUGGCCAGCGAGUCGUUUUCGCUCAAAAAGUAUGAAAAAUACGGUAACGUCACGUGUGAAUGACGUGAAAUAUCGAGUGUCGUGAAAUGCGUUGCGUUUAAAACACGUCGUGUUUCAGUUCGUAGCAUCCGUCCGUCGCUUGUCCGAAAGUGAUUUCGACACAAAAGUUAAUCGCGUUUACGCUCGCGAUCAAUCUCUUUUCUCGAAAAGUGGACUCGUCCCGAGGUGAUCAACGAGCUGUUUUCAUUCGAAGAGUAUGUUCGAAAGUGACGAAAGUGAUUUCGAUACAAAGGUUAAUCGAGAUCUUAUUAAAAGCACUGCUCGCAAACCGCACUCGCGUUUACGUCGCGAUCAGUUUCUUUUCUCGAAAAGUGGACUCGUCCCGAACUGGUCAGCGAGCCGUUUUCUCUCGAAAAGUAUGAAAAAUGCAGCAACGUCGCAUGUAAAAUACGUAGAAUAUCGAGUACCGUGAAGUACGUUGCGUUUGACACAGACGAAUUAUGCCGGGUGCAUAAAGUCGUAUUGUUUACUUCGCGAUUGCACAUUUUUCGUCUUGGUGUUGUCGGUUAGUCCGCGCGAGGGGUACGACUGAAGCAACGUCGGUGUCAUCGUGUGUGAAAUACACCGAAUAUCGCGAGCAGCGUGAAGUGCGUCGCGUUUCAGUUCGCAUUGUCCGUCGCUUGACCAAAGGUGGCUUCGCGUUCCUUCGCGUCGCGUUCUUCGCUACGAGGCUUAAUCGAGAUCUCAAAUGCGGUGUACGAACGCUUAUUCGUGUUUACAUCACAACCAAUCUCUUUUCUUGAGAUGUGCAGCCGCACCGAGACAAUCGGCGAAUCGGUUUUCCCUUUCUCAAUCUUCAACAGAUACCUCGACAAACAGUCCCGUCGGAGAGACACGAUGUCGCGGGUGCGAAGUCGUAUCAUUUAUUUCGCGAUCGCUUUUCGGUCGUUCGGAAGCGAAUAUCGCAAACGACAGCGAUUACCUCGGUGUAUUGAUUACUUUGCGCAAAGUGUGAAAAAUGAAGUAACGUCACAUGUGAAAUACGUGGAAUAUUGUGUAUUGUGAAGUGCAUCGCAUUCGACACACACCGUGUUUUCAGUUCGCAGCGUCCGUCGCUUGUCCAAAGGUGGUUUCGCGACCUUCUCGAUGCAAAGGUUAAUCGAGAUCUCAAAAGCACUACUCGCGAAUAUCACUCGCAUUUACGUCGUAAUUAGUCUCUUUUGUUUAAAAAAGUGCACUCGCAGGUGGCCAGCGAGCCCUUUCCGUUAUUUCCUUCGUAAAGUACGUCACCUGUCGCAAAGAUGCCGUCUUUGGAAUUGAAUGCGCGAGAUUGACAUUCCGCGAUUUCACAUCUUUUUUAUUUUAUGUUUUCAAAUGGACAUCACGUGCGAACGAGUCUCGAGAGUAAAUUGAAUCAGACAGCUGAUGGCGAUCGCUCUGCCUAUUUUUUGAUUCGCGCGAUUGUCUAGUGUGAGUACAAAAUUCAGAAAUGAUAUCGCGAUAAUCUAACUUGAUUGUGUGGUCGUUUACGAUAUAAGUACGUCGUGCGAGUGGAUACAGUGGAUACAUCUAGUGUGGAUACAACCAAGGGGACAUGUUGCAGCAGAAGGAAGGAAAGGAAUACCCGGAGGCCUUGCAGAGAGGAACAAGACAGUAGCGAUACAUCGGCCGGGACGACGGGGUACCGUCAGACUCCGAGGAGCCUGUUCGAGAACGCAACGGCGACAGCGGAUCGCGAGGAACCCGGUAUAGGAGUAGAGCAUGCACCUGCAGCCCUGACAAAGGGAAUCCGUGGAAUUCCUCGAUCGAGCAGCCGAUGUGUGUACGUCGAGACGAUGGAUGCAAAGCGAGACUCUUUUAUGCGGCGUAAUGGCACAGCCGUUCGUUCGAUUCUUUUACAACACAACUGACAUACCGAGGCCACAGUUACCGGUUCAACCACAACAAGUACGAAUACAGUCCAUCCUAGUGUAAACGAUAUGGACUGGUUCGCCGGAGUCGCCGAAGAAGAAUUAUUGUAUUAUACCGGCAUCGGCAACGACGUCGAUUCUCUGUGGGCUGUUAUUGGGAGUUUUGUACCGCCGCCACCUAGGCCACCUUAUCUACCCGAAGAAAGUAUCGCUACUGAUGGGCUCACUACCUGCGAUUUGUGCUCGUGGGCAUGGAGAAACGAUAGGCAUUCUUUUUCUCUAGACGGCACGCUUGAAGCUCCUGGAGAACUUGGAUGGGUGUUGACUCUUGUGAUAGUGUCUUUAGUAUCAGCCGGUAUCGGGGCGGUAGUAAUGAUGACUCUUCUUCACUGUCGAAGGAUAAAAAGUGCCGGUGGCAGAGCGAGCUGUUGCGGCGUCGGCGUGGAGGAUCCAAACGUGCCGGACGCCGGAGGGCCCGCGGGAGCGGGUGGUACCGGCGGCGGGGUGGCCGUCAUACCCGAUCGGCCGCCUCUCGAAUUAGACAAAUUACCGCCUUAUCACGACGUAGCGCCUAGUCCCGGGCACAACGUUUGGUCGUGGCUGGGAUCUCGGCGAGGCGGCGGCACCCCGGGAGUCGUCACGACGCCGCUCUCCCUUCCUCAGCACCGACGGGCGAUGAAUCUCCCGGUCGAGAAUCACUACACCCACAUGCAAACCGAUGAGGCUCUGUACGCGGAACUGGACUCGCAGGCCGCGAGCUACGCGAGCGAUCUACAGUUACAAAUGAGAGGAAGCUCCACGUAUGGUACGACUUCCGGCGGCCAGGACGACGAAUAUCACGAACUGGACGCUGCCAGAUUACAUCGUCAUUACGGAGAUAGCGACGGAUCGCUGCAAACGGAUACACUUCGUACUCGACACAGUAAAAGGAUACAAGAGCCGGAUUACGAGAUGUACGAGAAUGGACCGUCGACGCCGAUACCACCGGGUCAACAUCAGCAUCAUCAUCAUCGGCAUCACCAUCAUCACAACCAUCACCAUCAUCAUCAUCAGGAGCUUAGGCUUGGUAGCAGGAACAGCGAGCAUCAUCCCUCGUAUCAGAACACAGCGUACACCGGAAGCGACGCCGAACCGGACGGGCCGACGUUGAGCAGCGCUCCCAGCAGCGCUUACUACAGCGAUCUCAGUUCGAACUCGGCGAAUCAGCAGAUGCCAGUAGCGACGGCGCCGUCCGCGACGACGAUAACGACAACGACGACGCCGACCACGACAAGUCUGCAUCUGAGUCCACAGAACCUGGACACACCGCAGUACAGACUGGCGGCGAUCAACGAGAGCACAGUGCCUUCGGAUUAUAUUUAAGAGAUGAUCUUUUCGGAACGGGUGACGAGAGAGAAGUUUGUAAUAGGCAAUUGUUCGAAGUGCGAAGUCCCUUCGCAAUAGUAUUUAUAUAAUUUAACUCAUUUCACACGCGAGGACGAUAGGAAGUUGUCCUUGGAGUAAAAAGUAGGAAUAAAACGGAGGAGGUGAGAUCGGAGGAGACACGAAAGACUGUGAAAUUUUUCGUCAUCGCCGUCGUGACUCGAAAGUUUCUUCGAGCACAGUGUUUCACGGUGCUCAGUUUUAAAAGUUUCCCCCGUACAAGAGGAAUUGAAGAGAUCACGUUCGGCAAGAGCGUUGUUUAACCGGCGGAUGUAUCGGAGACCGGUUCCGAAUAAAAUCGAUUUCUUGCUCGGCAACGCUCCACUUGCGCCUUUGUCGCCACACUUUGUGGUCCUGUUAAGACAAUCGACUUUCGAGACACGCGAAUCGACGGAUCAAGCGGCGCGAAUCGAUCGGCAUCGCGGCGCGUUCCCCCUUUGCUUUUACGCGCUAAUAAAAUACUAGGUAUUCAAUGUCUUGAUACUUUUUUUUUUAACGGCAAAAGACAAGCGGAAGAUAAAACCGGUUGACAGGUAAGUGACCAGAGAAAAUCGCGCCGGCGGAAUUAAUACACGCGAUUAAGCGCUAUUCUCGCGAAGACAAAACCAGCCGAUCCCGAAACAAAAAUAUUCAAACUGCUAGGCCGUCGCGACUGAGCACGCGAUUGCGCUCGUUAGAAUAUUGAUAAAAUCAUGUUUCACGUUAGCCUAAGAUGCGUCGCGGGUAUGCGGAUAUAUUUUGAGUAACUGCAAUAACGGUUCAAGCGUGACGCUCGAUUUCCACUCGGUAAACGCAAAGCAAAAACAUAAUGAUACCACGCACGAAGAAUCGCGCGUUGCGGUUUCCAAUCAGUAAUAACACGCCGAGAUAUAAAUUGAUGCCGCCCAGACUUUCCCGCGAAAGUCAACCAGUACUAGGCGAAAAAAAUGGACCCCCAUUAUUUCUACCACCAUUUAUGUCAAUCAGAAAGGAGGGGAGAAGCGAAAUUUCAGACCUAUAUUAUGCGAGUGAUCGACGGCAGCGCAUAAAGCAUCGUUCGGCUCAAAUUACUGUAGUCUGAUGGGAUAAGAUUGCGUAUGGUAAAAGUAACCUCGCAUUAAAUUUGAUAGUUCUUCGUGAGAAAUAAAAGCGCGAUGUGAAUUGUGUAAUAAAUUGAAAGUGGAAGCAAGAAAUUGGAAAAUUGCGAUAAACAAUCUCGACGUUUCCGCUUUCAAUCGACGAAAAAAAAUCGACUUUCAAUCGACUAAAAGAGUUUUCGUUUGAAUGCAGUAAAGAAAUGAAGAUUGUCUUGCGCGCUUAUGUAUAUCUCAUCCCAAUCUCAACUGCUACACGAGGUAGGAUCUUCUCUUACGAGAUUCUAACGCAUUAGAGGGUUAAUUUAGAAUCUAACCAGAUAUUUUCCCAAGUACAACUGUGGACGUGUGUCACGCAGAGAGGAGAAAUCUGCACGACGGAUUCGAAAUGCCUACACGAUACGCGAAUGAAAUGAAGUCGUUUUGAAGAGCAGGUGCCCCGUAAUUUGACGUUCGGAGCUGCCAGUCAGCGCCCUCGGCUACAUCCGUCCGCGUUCUCUAAGCGUCCACCGCCGCCGCCGCCAACCAGCAUCCUUCCAUGUUUGCCGCGCGCAAAUGAGGUCUCGUUUUCACGUGCGUGUCUCGAUUAUGGGAAAUUGCAGAAUUCCGUGCCGCAAAGUCGGAUCAUGAUGCUCAAACGAAGUACGUAUGCGAUAUUCGCACGAAAUAUCUCUCUGACGGAGCAUUUUAUUAUAUUAUUUAGACCGGACAGCGCACAAUACGACGACCAAUCGCAGGUGGUAUUGUUAACGGCUAAAAAGGGACUGCUCGUUAAGUCUGUUAAACGACUUCGUUGACUUCGUUGUCUGACUCGUCGAAUUUUGUGCCGCAGUAUUCAGGAUAACAAAAUUGCUUCUCUUUCAGCGGGAAGAGACGGAAGAGACGCAUUACAGCAAACGAAGUUUAACGCUCACAAUAAAAUUGUCUUCGUGGCCUUGUCGUGUAAUACGGCAACGAGUUGUGGGAAAUAUUUCUGCUAGCAUUUCUGGAUAUAAUCGUACACGAACUUCGUUCGAGGAGUCGCGUCGAAUCGCGUUCGCAUGUCACGCGAGGGAUUACCCGAGUCCGAGCAUUAAAUGGGCUUCGAUCUUGGCGGCGUAUUACUUUCAAUCGUUUAUCCUCGAUUCCCGAUCGACGGCGGAAUUAAUUCGUCUCGCUCGAUUCGGCGGGGAAUCGUUUAAUCGUCGCCGUCGUGUUCCUCUCUUAAUUACCUUCUCAGGCGAAGCUGAUUGUUCCCCUCGUCGCGGGACACGAAGAAGCCCAAGAAGACGCGUUCUCUCGCUUCGCCUCUGGAUUCUCCCGCGUAUGUUUCACGUCGUUCACCUUUAACUCACCUGUGCUCACGCACACACUUACGUACACGCACACGUACCCUGCGUCCGAUCGAAUACUCACUUCGAAGCACACGGGAAUACCCGUCGCGCUCAUCUAAACGCGCCUCGCCAUACGUGUAUGAAAUAGCUUCAGAACACCACUUGAUCUCCUCCAAGUUUCUAGUUACCGCGCGCUUUGAGGAAAAUGCGAAUGAAGGAACGCCCAUUAUGUUGUUGGAAGUUGUGUUGCGAUCUUCAUAAAGAGGAAUAUACCUCGCAGUCAGGAAGUAUCCAAGUUGGCAUGACAUGGAAUUUACUUUUAGUCCAAAGGCGUCGUUUUUCUUGUAAUUCCUAGCGUGAUCGACACAUUUUGAAUAUGUUUCGAGAUUUCCCGAAGAGAAAGUUCUGCGUACUCCAUAAAUAUCUAUAACUCGUUAUUUCUAAGGAAUCAACACUAAAAGUACCGAAAGAUUGCUUCCAUUUUUUUUUUUACAUCAAUAUCUUAUUUCUUGUGCAAAAGAUAGGAUUCUAAAAUUUUCUAAAUUUUCGUCAAUAACAUUUUUUAUCUUGAUAAAAAAUUUGGCCUUUCAUCACUUUCCUUAUUUUCACAAUAAUUCAUUCGCUUUGUCCUUUCAGCGAGUGAAUCAUGUUGAUACUUCUAAUGUUGAAGAAACGUAUCGGGCAUUACCCUCGACUUUUUACAACUACUGGCUAUUUUUGAAACGAUCGAAACACAUGAGAGCAUCGAGAUGCAUAGUCGGGAGUUAAGAGGCGCAACGUGUGCGUUCAAACCACACAGACGCAACAAUACGCUCCUUCUGUGGAUACGCUAUAAUUAAUUGUGCCCUCGCGGCCACAAUGGUGGCAGGGAGAGACUGUCGGUGUUGCAUUAUACCGCAAAAAAAGAAGAAAAACUCACGACCGCGCCACAUCGUCGCAGCCGGACGGGUAGCCCUUAUCACGGCUGUGUUACGCGAACGAGAGCGUAUUAUGGAAUUCGUUUAAUUAAAGCCCGUCUCGUUUCUCUUCGCGCGCCUUCUGCAUCCGAGUCGCGCGUCGAAGCUCCUAGCAGGUUCGCGUGUUCACAGAUAAUUUGGAAUCGCAAUCCAAAAGGCUGCAACUUGCAUUUCUCGUAAUCCGCGUUCAGGUAGAUUAGCUCAGUCGCGUCGCUUAUCGCAGAACAUCUCUUAACGACGUUGCCCUUCGUUGCAAUAAGACAGAUGCGAAAGCCACGGACCACCGCGCGUGUUAAUCUACCUCGCGUAAUGCGAAAAUAUCACAAAUCUCCCUUAUAUUUGCGCCAUUUGCGAUCUGGACGUCACUUUAAACCGCGUGAAAACAAAACUACCUAAAAUGUCUGUAAAUCGAAUAUUUUUAUUUCGGUCCCGGUUACUUCUGAUUACAUGGAUUAUCACAAUCGCAUUAAAAUUUAAAUUAACCCUUUAAUGCAAUCUAUUAACUUGACAUUUUGUACAAGAUAUUAAAGUGAAACAAUUGCUAUUUUUUUUGUUAGACAACGAACAUGAAAAAGCUAAACUUUUAUUUAAUUAUCAUUAGUGAUAAUGGAUAAAAUAGUAAUCUAAUGAAAACAGUAUGGAAGUGAGAAAAAAAAA